AGUAUAUAUCCUUAAAACUCGUCUGCUCAAUCUCAUUUAUAGUAUUCGUUGAUCUUACAGCUCUUUUUUUCCCUUCAUCUUUAUUCAUCUUGUUUCAUUUUAUCGCUUGCUUGCAAAGUCGCCGGUCCUUUCAUUUGGACUAUUUUUGAAAUCAACUUUAUAAGUUGGAAUUGUUUUCUGGAAUUUUUUGCAAAUUAGAAAGAAACUACAGUUACCAUCAUGAAAUUAAACUAAAGAAAGCAGUUUUAGGAAAUGUUGAUUUUGUAAGCAGCAUGGUUAGAAUAUCUUGAAGAACAAGAAAAAAGAUAUUACAAUGAUUUAUCAUAGGCUAAACGCCUAUCCCGUAUUUAUUUCUUCAUUAAUUGUUUUUCUGCUGGACAGAGGGAUAAGCAAAGCUGAGAAAACAACACAGUCUAUACCAGUACAAUCUUCAAGUCCAUGGUUUCCAUCAGGACCCCCUCCCAUGAAAAGUUCAGAAGAAAAUACAGAAGCUGUGAAAAAAAUAUUACCUCGAGUAACUUUUGACUGUCGAAGAAAAAUGGGUUAUUUCUCAGACUCUAAAUUCGACUGUGAGGUGUUCCAUUACUGCCAACCGGAUGGUACACGCAACACUUUCCAUUGCCCCACCGAUUCAAUAUUCAAUCAACUGUCUAUGGUGUGCGAAGACAAAUCAGUUUUGAACACACGGAUUUGUAAAGAGGGCACAAUAGGUACGAAAAAAGAACUGAAAACAUCAAAGAAAACUUCUGGACCCGCAGGGAAAACUUCCCCGAAAAAGAAAUACUCCGGAGAUUUGAGCAACCAUAGAUCUCACAAGUCCUUGGCACAUCUUACACCAACGAAGCCAGUUUCAAGAUUCGCUUUACCUCUAGAAGAUCUGUUAAGUUACAUGAAUAUCGACCAGCAAGCUCAAGCUUCAUUUGUAACGCCAACAAUCGCCAAAUUAAGUGAUAAACCUAGCUCAUCUGUUGCGUUAAUUACCAGAGGGACGACGUCUGAUCCUUAUUCAAGUUUCGGCUCAAGAAAAAUAAGUAAGCCAAUGGUGACUACAACGGUAUCACUAGGCAGCAGUUAUCAGACUGAUUGGACGCCAAACAAAGAUAAAAUUUUAACUACAAGAGCGACACCAGAUGUUUCGGAUGAUACUUCCGUUGAAUACGAUGCUAUCGAAGGAAGAAAACCCCGAAAACAUAAAAGAGUGGGUAAAGUUAUAGAUUUCAGUGAACCUCCACGAGUAAAUACAAAGCGACAAAAGCACUCACAUGUGUCAGCCCGCUCUCCAACCGAUAGUCCACCAGAAGACGAUAUUUUAGAGACCACCUUCCCACCAACGACUACCACUACAGCGUCUCCUUCAAAUGGUUCUCUACG
This is a messenger RNA of Parasteatoda tepidariorum (common house spider), 1371 nucleotides long. The record is from RefSeq and is a predicted model, not a curated record. Lineage: Eukaryota; Metazoa; Arthropoda; Arachnida; Araneae; Theridiidae.